Molecule: messenger RNA, 699 nt
Organism: Penicillium alfredii
Lineage: Eukaryota; Fungi; Ascomycota; Eurotiomycetes; Eurotiales; Aspergillaceae
Product: kinetochore subunit FTA4 family protein
Exons: 4
Coding region: 1-699 (232 amino acids)
Cellular component (GO): Mis6-Sim4 complex
Source: RefSeq, a predicted model, not a curated record
AUGGACUCGACACGAACAAUCUCUGAAUUGAAAUCAUCAUUUAUUUGGACUCAAGUCCGAAUCUUUUCGGAGAGCCUUGAUCUACCCGAUGACUGGCGAAACUACGCUGUGGAGACCGAGGAGGAACUGAGCGACAAGGUGAUUGAGGAUGUCUUGCACAAAGUGAACGCUGCCGCCAAGCAACAUAAUCGCGUUGUUUAUUCCUCGCAGGCAAUACACCAUGUUGCCCAGCAGAUUUCCAGUUUGUACAGGUCUUCGAUCAGCCAAGACGCUCGCAGUCGAGCUGCUUUUGCCAAUGGUGUCGAAAAAACUACGGACUUGUCGCGACACCUGAAUAUCGUCAAUCUGCCUGUCGAGUUGGAGGGCCAGAGUGCGAGCGAGGAGGAGAACACAAGGUACCAGCAGCUUCGGGAGCGACUCGCCCAACUUGACAAUCAGCGUGAGCAGCGACAACGACGCCUGGAUCAGCUGCAUCACCUCCAACGCUUGCUAGGUCCCUUUCAAAACCCUCGACGGGAUAUUCAGCCAAACCUGGUCACCCGGGACGGAGAACUAGUUCAGGAACUGGAGAAAAUGCGGAUGCUCGUUGCAAGGGUCGGAGGGAGGAUUGCACAGCAAAAAACAAGCGUCGCCGAGAGCCAUAACUAUCCGCUUCCAGAAUCGGAUCAAAAAUUGGAGGCGCUACUUGAUAUGACUUGA